GAAACCGUUAUCACUCGCGUAUGUCGCCACCGACUUAAGUCUUUGCCUAACCUUCUUGCUCCGUUCGUUGCCUUCUGGGCCCAGUCGCCGCCCCUUCCCUGGUCUGCCAGGCCAGCCCCAGCACCGCCCUCCUGGCCGGCUGCCCCACGGCAUCCCGCUCCCUUUACCCCCGAGGCGCCGCUCUCUUCCAGCCUUUGUUUCUCCCGCGCCGCCGCCUUCCGCGCCGUCCUUUGCAACGCCGUCCACACUUUUCUACGCUGACCCAUCCUUCUCUUUCGGGGCGCCCCUUUUUUUUAAUCGGGGGACUUCUCGCGGUGGUGCUGGGGGGGGGAAAGACGACUCCUCCGGCGCUUCCCGCCCCUCCUGCAGCCUCCUCCCCACCUCUUUAGCUUAGACGGGCGGGCAGACUCACCGUUCUUCAGCUCGUGCCUGACGAAAUAAUAUUCUCAUAAAAGAAGAAAAGAAUUAAUACUCAUACAGAAUAUGAAGUUGGGAAUUGAUCUCUGAAAAGCCAAAGUGAAGGUAAACAUAUGAAACAGUUCAUAAGCAAACUGAGAUGAAAUGGUUUUUCUGGCUGGUUUGAAAGGUCUUCUUCCUUGUGCUGUCAGAAAUCUGAUUCGAUCAAAUAAACUCAACAUUAGCAAUACCUCCGGAAUGGCAGAAGGUAAAUAUAAAGGAUUUGUACAGGCAAAUGUUAUCAUUAUGCAUAAAUCUUUUGCUAAUGACUUUGAAAAAUUUUGUCAAGCAAACGAUGGGCCACUUCCCUUACUGUAUAGAAGUAAGCCAGGGGAAUGGAAAUGUCCUUUCCUGAGCAACAGUUCUGAUAUAAGAAGUGACUGCUUGCAAUAUAAGAAAUAUGAGCACGGAAUAUCUACAGGAAUUGUGACAAAUCUGAAAGAAUAUUCAGAACAGUUUAAAGACAUGGUGACCUUUUAUCUAGGCUGUAGUUUUACAUUUGAAAAGGCACUCCAGAAAGCUGGCAUUCCUGUAAGAAAUGUGGAACAGAAAUGUAAUGUAAGCAUGUACAAGACUGCUGUUCCUUGCUGUGAUACUGAAUGUUUUCACUGUAAUCUAAUAGUAACUAUGAGAUAUAUACCUAAAGAUAAACUGAAGGAGUGUGUGCAAAUCACCCAUCCAAUGAAAAAAUCACAUGGAGCACCAGUUCACAUUGGCUCUCCUGAUUCGUUAGGAAUUAAAGAUCUCUCCAGUCCAGAAUAUGGUGAUGCAGUACAAGCUCAUCCUGGAGAUGUACCAGUCUUUUGGGCCUGUGGAGUAACAGGAAUAGAAGCUGUCAUUAAUUGCAAAGCUCCACUGGCUUUUACCCAUUCACCUGGUUGCAUGUUUAUCACUGAUUUGGAAAUAGAAGAUGAUGCAUCUGGUAAUGAUAAGGAUCUCCCUGAAGUCUACUGCAUUUCUCAGGAUCCUUUGCAUUAUAGUAUUGCUUCAACAGCAGCUGUAAAGAAAAUUAGAGGCUUAGAAAAUAUAAUAGCGAUAGAUCCAGGGAACAGAGGUGUGAAACAUCUGUUUUCUCAGGAUGAACUUCUGAAGGCAUGCCUGUCUAUUUCCCAUGCGAAAUCAGUGUUGAUUACUACAGGAUUUCCCACCCAUUUCAAUUAUGAACCACCUGAAGAAAACGAUGGGCCGCCUGGAGCCAUUGCAAUGGCAGCAAUCUUGAAAGCCAUGGAAAAAAAUGUAGUUAUAGUAACUGAUCAAAGAGCUCUCGAUUUAAAUAGAAAGAUUAUCAAGGAAUCUGUUGAGCAAGAAAUACUGCAAACAUCUGUUCCUGUAAUCAGCUACCAAAGCAAUUCUCCAGAUUCAGCUCUGCAGUUCUUAUGUGAAGAUGGGAAUCCAGAAAAACCGAGAUUUAAUCAUUUGAUAGCAAUAGAACGUGCUGGGAUGGCUGCUGAUGGUAAUUACUAUAAUGCAAGGAAAGUUAAUAUUAAACAUUUAGUAGAUCCCAUUGAUGAACUCUUUAUAGCUGCACAAACUUUGCCAGGAAUUACUACUACAGGUAUUGGAGAUGGAGGAAAUGAAUUAGGAAUGGGAAAAGUAAAAGAAGCCACAAAGAAGCACAUUAAAAAUGGAGAUGUCAUAGCUUGUGAUGUGGAAGCUGAUUUUGCAGUUGUUGCAGGUGUUGCCAAUUGGGGAGGCUAUGCAGUUGCUUGUGGACUAUAUAUCCUCAAGACAUGUGAAAUACAUGACCGCUAUCUGAGGAAAGCUGUUGGAUAUCCCAGGUUUUCCAAGUAUAAGAACUGGGCAUCAGCAUUGCCUUCCGUGGCUAAGGAAGAAAACAUGCUGAAGAUAUUACAACGGCAUCACGUUCGCAGUGGAAUAACUGCAAGUUUGGCAAUGGAAGUGGAUGCUCUGCCGUUCUUUAACAUUCAUUCAAAUUUAAUAGAGAGGCUGCGGGAGGAAACUUUCAAAUAAUAUUCCAUCUCUAACAAUAUGAUAUAUUAAACAUAUUUAGUCCAGAAUAUAUAUUACCACUACAUUCCCUGAUCAGAUAUCUGCCACAAUUUAUUAUUCCAAGUAGUAUUAGGUAGAAGAAUGUGUGAUUGUACAGUAAAUUUCUAGAAUAAUGUCAAAGCAGAAUUAAUAGAUUUUUCUAUUAAAAGACAGAAUGAUAUCUUUUUUCAAUUAUCUGACUAAAAAGUAUCAACAAUAAAUUAAUCGAGAAUGCAUUUUCUUAGAUUUAAACAAGAUUCAUCUGUGCCUCAUUUGCCAGAUGCCCUGUUAAAACUGUAAUUCAGGCAGUAGCCAUUUAAUUUGAUUGCAAGAGUAAGUCAACUCUAUUUUUCUCUGAAUUUCACCUCAGAGAAUUUUCCAAAGGAAAGUUUCAGACACUAUAAAAUAAUAGGAAUAGAAGGGACACUUAGGCUAUUGAGUUCAACUCUUCACUAAGGGCAAGCAUCCAAGUUAAAAUCCACAAAACUCUAUCUAGCUUUUCUUGAAUACUUUAGUAGGCAAUUGGUUGCACUGUCAAACUGCUCUUCUUAGGAGGAGAUUCUCAACUUUGAACCAGAGUCUGCCUUCCACUAACUUGAGUUAUUACAUGUCUUGUCCUCUAGAAUAAUAAAGAAUGAGUUGUGGCCUUCUCUAUGAUAUUACUCUGUGAAUCCCUUCCAGUAUGAAGAGAGAGGUAGUAUAUUCCCACUCAAUUGCCUUUUCUUUCUGAAUAAAUGUAUUCAGUUCUUUCUAUUCACUGCUCAUAGAAUAUAAUUUCUAGUUCAACAGUUAAACUUGCUGUCCUUUUCUUGGAGUGUUUGAAUCCUUGUUAAAGGCCAUGCCCAUGAUAGAAAUAUAAAACACUAUACAGCAAGAGUCUGCCAGCAAAAAUAACUGCCACCAUUAAAUGUGGUUGUUUUAAUCUUUUCUGCCCUUAUACAGGUAGUCCUUGACUUAUGACACAAUUGUGACCAGAAUUUCCAUAGCUAAGCAAAGUGGUUGUUAAGUGAGUUGUGCCCAAUUUUAUGACUUUUUGCCUCAGUUAAGCCAAUCACUGCUGUUUUUAAGUGAAUCACAUGGUUAUUAAGUAACUCCAGCUUCCCCAUUUAUUUUACUUGUCACAAGUCAGUUGUGUAGCUCGCAAAUGACAGUCACAUGACCACAGGACCUGUGGUCAUGUUACCGCCAAUACAUUCUGGUUGCCAACCAUUGGAAUUUCGAUCACGUGACUGUGGGGAUGCUGCAGUGGUUGUAAAUGCAAGGCCUGAUCAGAAGUCACCUUUUUCAAUCCUCUUGUAUCUUUGAACAAUUGCUAAAUAAAUGGUUAUAAUUUGAG
This is a messenger RNA of Ahaetulla prasina, 3781 nucleotides long. It is a transcript of the gene DGLUCY, whose product is annotated as D-glutamate cyclase. The transcript is spliced from 14 exons. Lineage: Eukaryota; Metazoa; Chordata; Lepidosauria; Squamata; Colubridae. The coding region runs from base 562 to 2427 and encodes 621 amino acids. The record is from RefSeq and is a predicted model, not a curated record. Gene Ontology annotation, molecular function: D-glutamate cyclase activity. Gene Ontology annotation, biological process: glutamate metabolic process.